ACGAACGUUGACAAAAAUCUGUACGAGAAAACGAAGAAGCACGCACUCAGACACCGUCUCCUACACACAUUCGUCCAAGUCUUCUUCCCAAAGCAAACAAAUUUUAGCUUUUCAACGCUUACAAAAGUUCUACAUAUUCUGUUCCUUAAACACACGAUUAUAUUCGUAAAAUUUUCAGCUUCUGUGUUAGAUACGACCUUGAUCUUACAUCGGAAGAUUAUCCGGCGGAGCAGUUCGAGGCUCACCGGAGUAAAAAGACGUCUAUUUUUUUUUUGUUAAAGAGUUUGUUUUAGUCGGACUCUAGGGUUUUGAAUUUCGUCGGAGAGAUGUUAUCAAAUCAUUUACAGAACGGGAUGGAGACGGCGAAGCUGCUGUGGUCGCGGCUGCCGACUUCCGAUGCGGAAGGCGAGGACGGCGUCCGAAUCGGACACUAUAAGAAGACCGACGGCGGCACGGUGGAGAGUCUUGACUAUGAAGUUAUUGAAAACUAUGCUUAUAGAGAAGAGCAGGCGCUAAGGGGGAAGCUUUAUAUGUAUUAUUCAGUAUGUGUAAAGUGGUUUUUUGCCUUGUUAAUUGGGAUCGGAACGGGAUUUGCUGCUGUUUUUAUCAACAUUUCUGUAGAAAAUUUUGCGGGAUGGAAGUAUUCACUGACUUUUAACAUAAUUCAAAAGUCAUAUUUUGCUGGUUGUAUCAUAUACAUAUUAUUCAACUUGGCGCUGGUUUUGUCCUCUGUAUAUAUUAUCACACAUUUUGCACCAGCCGCAGCAGGAUCUGGAAUUCCAGAAAUUAAGGGCUACUUGAAUGGAAUUGACACACAUGGUAUCCUUCUUUUCAGGACAUUGGUUGGAAAAAUAUUUGGAAGUAUAGGUUCAGUUGGAGGUGGUUUAGCCUUAGGAAAAGAAGGUCCACUUGUACAUACUGGUGCUUGUAUUGCUUCUUUGCUUGGACAAGGUGGAUCUACUAAGUAUCAUCUAAGUUCAAGGUGGCUACAAGUGUUCAACAGCGAGCGAGAUCGUCGUGACCUUGUAACCUGUGGAUGUGCAGCAGGAGUUGCUGCUGCUUUCAGGGCUCCAGUUGGUGGUGUAUUAUUUGCAUUAGAAGAGGUUACGUCUUGGUGGAGAAGUCAACUGAUGUGGCGUGUCUUUUUUACUUCGGCCAUUGUGGCUGUGGUUGUCCGUACUGCAAUGGGGUGGUGCAAGAGUGGGAAAUGUGGUCAUUUUGGAUCUGGUGGCUUCAUUAUCUGGGAUGUCUCAGAUGGUCAAGAAGACUAUUCAUUCAUGGAGUUGCUGCCAAUGGCAGUUAUUGGAGUCAUUGGUGGUCUUCUGGGAGCAUUAUUUAAUCAGCUUACUCUUUAUAUAACUAACUGGCGUCGAAAUUAUCUGCACAAGAAAGGCAACCAUGUCAAAAUUAUAGAAGUGUGUCUCAUCUCUGUGAUCACCUCCAUUAUCUCGUUUGGAUUGCCGCUUUUUAGAAAAUGCACUCCUUGCCCUGAAUCAGAUUUGAAUUCUGGUAUCGAGUGUCCACGUGCACCUGGAAUGUAUGGGAAUUAUGUCAAUUUCUAUUGCAGUAGCAAGAUGGAGUACAAUGAUCUAGCAACAAUAUUCUUUAAUACCCAGGAUGAUGCCAUUCGAAAUUUAUUUAGUGCAAAGACAAUUCAUGAAUUCAGCGCCCAGAGCCUCCUGACAUUUUUGGUAAUGUUUUAUGCUCUAGCUGUGGUAACAUUCGGCACUGCUGUUCCAGCCGGACAAUUUGUCCCUGGUAUAAUGAUUGGGUCCACCUAUGGACGUUUAGUUGGCAUGUUUGUUGUUAGCUUUUACAAGAGGCUGAAUAUUGAAGAGGGAACAUAUGCUCUGCUUGGUGCUGCUUCUUUUCUUGGGGGAUCGAUGAGGAUGACAGUAUCCCUCUGUGUCAUAAUGGUUGAAAUUACCAACAACUUGAAGUUGCUACCUCUUAUAAUGCUUGUUCUUCUUAUAUCAAAGGCAGUUGGUGAUGCUUUCAAUGAAGGCUUUUAUGAAGAACAGGCCCGAAUAAGGGGCAUUCCAUUACUGGAAUCAAGACCCAAGUACCAGAUGCGGAGUAUGACUGCAAAGGAUGCCUGUGGUAAUCAAAAGGUUGUUUACUUUCGUGUUGUGAAGGUCUCUGACAUAGUGUCCAUUUUAAGGAGUAAUAUGCACAAUGGAUUUCCUGUUAUUGAUCACACCAGAAAUGGAGAAACGCUUGUUAUUGGGCUGAUGUUACGAAGUCACUUAUUGGUACUUCUCCAGUCAAAGGUUGAUUUUCAACACAGUCCUUUGCCCUGUGAUCUAAGAGGUGGUUCUUUGCCAAUCAGGCAUAACCUCAGUGAGUUUGUUAAACCUGUUUCAAGUAAAGGAAUAUCACUAGAGGAUAUUCACCCAAGUCGAGAUGAUUUGGAAAUGUAUAUUGAUCUUGCCCCCUUUGUAAACCCAUCCCCAUACAUUGUCCCUGAAGACAUGUCAUUAUCAAAGGUUUACAAUCUUUUCCGUCAACUUGGACUAAGACAUAUAUUUGUUGUUCCCCGUGCUUCUCGUGUUAUUGGUAUGAUUACAAGAAAGGAUUUAUUAAUUGAGGAACAUGAGCAUUCUGGUGCAGUAGAACUCCAAUCCACUAGUGUAAGAGGUCAGAAACAUGACAAAAGAAUAAGGAAGAGAAAUACAGAUGGUGAACAGCCUCUACUUGAUGGACUUCUAGUUUAACUUUGUUAGCUGAUGGUAGUACUGCUAUUUGUAUGCACUAACUUACCAUCUGCAUCUUUCUAUUUUUUGUUACUACGAAUCUAAUUCUUUAUUCUCUCAUGUACCCGCCCAGGUUAUAGCAACUGUAUAUAGUAGUGUAUUUGUUACCCCCUAAUGCUUGGGGUGGUUAAAAAGGAAAUUAAUAGAGAGUACUUAUUUAAUGUUGAUGAGGGAUGAUGAACCAGAGUCGUAUUCUUGUGUCCUCUCGGAUUUACAGGAAGAGUCCAUAGUGUGUGUUCAGUUCAUUGUUGCAUAAUGAGAAGGGCAAUAGAUGAAA
This is a messenger RNA of Coffea eugenioides, 3030 nucleotides long. RefSeq names its product chloride channel protein CLC-d. Gene Ontology annotation, biological process: transmembrane transport; chloride transport. The record is from RefSeq and is a predicted model, not a curated record. Gene Ontology annotation, molecular function: voltage-gated chloride channel activity. Lineage: Eukaryota; Viridiplantae; Streptophyta; Magnoliopsida; Gentianales; Rubiaceae. Gene Ontology annotation, cellular component: membrane; intracellular membrane-bounded organelle.